CGGGUUUUCAUACAUUAUUCCAUAAUCUGUGUUCUGCCACCAUUGAUUUUGCGAUCCAAAACCCAUGAGUUCAGAAGAGCAGAUAAUAACCCAGAGGAAAGAAGCGGCAGUAAUGGCGGCCAUGGAGGAUCAGAAGCAAGAAGAAGAAGAAGAGUUGCCGUCGGAGACGCGCUUGCCACCGUGGACGAAGCAGAUAACGGUGAGGGGAGUGGUGGCGAGCGCCGUAAUAGGAUGCAUUUACAGCGUGAUAGCUAUGAAGCUGAAUCUCACCACCGGAAUCACUCCCAACUUCAACGUCUCCGCCGCGCUGCUGGCCUUCAUCUUCGUCAGAACGUGGACUAAGGUGCUUCGCAAGCUCGGGAUUUCAUCGGCGCCGUUCACUCGCCAGGAGAACACCAUGAUCCAGACCUCCGCCGUCGCCUGCUACAGCAUUGCAAUCGGAGGUGGACUAGGAUCGUACUUGUUGGGGAUGGACAAGAAAACAUAUGAGCUUGCAGGGGUUGAAACAGUUGGGAACAAUCCUAGCAGUUACAAGAAACUUGAGAUUGGGUGGAUGACUGGCUACCAGCUUGUGGUUUGUUUCAUUGGCCUUUUUGUGUUGAUUCCUCUCAGAAAGAUCUUGAUAAUUGACUACAAAUUGACCUUUCCAACUGGAAUGGCAACUGCGGUUCUCAUCAAUGGAUUCCAUGCCAAGAGUGAUAAGAUGGCAAGAAAACAAGUGAAGGGAUUCAUGAAGUUUUGCUCUGGGAGUUUUGUGUGGGCUUUCUUUCAGUGGUUUUAUACUGGGAAAGAGGAGUGUGGGUUCUCACAGUUCCCAACUUUUGGAUUGAAAGCCUGGAAACAAACAUUCUUCUUCGACUUUAGUUUGACUUAUGUGGGAACUGGGAUGAUCUGCCCCCAUAUUGUGAAUGUGUCGGUUCUUCUUGGGGCUAUCAUCUCCUGGGGUGUAAUGUGGCCUGUUGUGGAAAGGUUGAAGGGAGAAUGGUUCCCUGCAAACAUCCCUGAAUCCAGUAUGAAAAGUCUUAAUGGCUACAAGGUGUUUAUCUCCAUUUCCCUCCUCCUAGGUGAUGGGCUUUACAACUUCACCAAGAUAUUAUGUAUCACUCUCUUAAGCAUUCUUGACAAGUUCAAAAAAAGAACUGCAGAUGCUGCAGCAGUAGAGCAGAGCAAGACGAGUGCAGAGCUGAGAAAAGAUGAAAUAUUCAUCAGAGACAGGAUUCCGAUGUGGGUAGGGGGUGUCGGGUAUGUAACCUUGGCGAUCAUUGCGGUGAUCGCCAUACCGAUGAUCUUUCCCGAGGUGAAAUGGUACUGGGUAAUCCUUGCCUACGUCAUUGCUCCCUCUCUGGCCUUCUGCAACGCUUAUGGCGCCGGCUUGACUGACAUAAACAUGGCGUACAACUACGGCAAACUUGGGCUGUUCAUGAUGGCGGCGAUGGCCGGAAAACAGCACGGCGUGGUGGCGGGACUCGCCGGCUGCGGCUUGGUCAAGUCCAUCGCUAAUGUCUCCUGCAAUUUAAUGCAGGAUUUCAAGACGGGCCAUCUCACUAUGACCUCUCCCAGGGCCAUGUUUCUGAGCCAGGCCAUCGGCACCGUGAUCGGCUGCGUGGUGGCGCCGCUCAGCUUCUUCCUGUUCUACACGGCGUUCGACAUCGGAAACCCCGCCGGAGAGUUCAAGGCGCCGUACGCGCUCAUUUACAGAAACAUGGCGAUUCUCAGCGUGGAAGGCGUCUCGGCUUUGCCCAAACACUGCUUGCAGCUCUGCUACGGCUUCUUCGGCUUCGCCAUUGUCGUCAACUUCGUCAAGGACCUUUCCCCGCCGAGGAUCAAGAAAUUUAUGCCGCUCCCCAUGGCGAUGGCGGUGCCGUUCCUCAUCGGAGGCUACUUCGCCGUAGAUAUGUGUGUUGGGAGUUUGGCUGUGUUCUUGUGGCAGAAACUGAACGCCGUGAAGGCGGAAGUUAUGGUUCCGGCGGUGGCGGCGGGGAUGAUCUGUGGAGAGGGUUUGUGGAUUCUCCCGGCGUCGAUUCUUGCCUUGGCCAAAAUCAGUCCCCCUAUUUGCAUGAAGUUCUUGCCUUCUUGAAAGAGUCUUGAUUUUUAAGGGUUUAGAAAUAUAGGAUGUUAGAGUAACAAAUGUUAAUAGAGUUGAAUCCGCAGGACUAGCGCAGCUCAUCCCAUAUACCACAUUUUAUUAUAAAUGAUACAGGAGUUAAUACCCAAAAUGGUAUUCGACUAUGGUGGUUUUUCUGGAUUUCGUCCUGAACGAUUUUUGUGGUCUAAUGUAGUUUUAGAUUUGUGUAUUUUUGCUCAAUAUAGUCCUCCGUUUACUAUUCCGUCCAAUUGGUGUUAAAUAGAGGGGUAAUUUGGUAAUUACAAUAUUUGCCUCUCAUUGAAAGAGGGUAACACCAAGUGGACAGAAUAAUAAACGAAGAACUACAUUGAACAAAAACACACAAGUCUGGGGCUACAUUGGAUCACAAAAGUCGUUUAGGACGAAGUCGA
This is a messenger RNA of Ipomoea nil (Japanese morning glory), 2496 nucleotides long. Its product is annotated as metal-nicotianamine transporter YSL1-like. The transcript is spliced from 8 exons. NCBI's taxonomy places the organism in Eukaryota, Viridiplantae, Streptophyta, Magnoliopsida, Solanales, Convolvulaceae. Gene Ontology annotation, cellular component: plasma membrane. Bases 65 to 2077 code for a protein of 670 amino acids. The record is from RefSeq and is a predicted model, not a curated record. Gene Ontology annotation, molecular function: iron-nicotianamine transmembrane transporter activity; oligopeptide transmembrane transporter activity. Gene Ontology annotation, biological process: seed development; response to iron ion.